Mucor velutinosus is the source of this 1389-nucleotide messenger RNA. RefSeq lists its product as uncharacterized. The transcript has 3 exons. Bases 1 to 1389 code for a protein of 462 amino acids. Gene Ontology annotation, cellular component: nucleus; cytoplasm. NCBI's taxonomy places the organism in Eukaryota, Fungi, Mucoromycota, Mucoromycetes, Mucorales, Mucoraceae. The record is from RefSeq and is a predicted model, not a curated record. Gene Ontology annotation, molecular function: diphosphoinositol-polyphosphate diphosphatase activity; bis(5'-adenosyl)-hexaphosphatase activity; bis(5'-adenosyl)-pentaphosphatase activity. Gene Ontology annotation, biological process: diphosphoinositol polyphosphate metabolic process; diadenosine pentaphosphate catabolic process; diadenosine hexaphosphate catabolic process.
AUGAAAUUAUUCAAAAAGAAGAGCAAGACACCACCUAGCACACCUGGCGCACCCAAAGAGCCCGAGAUGGUGUAUAGCAUGACCCCAAGACAUGGCCAUGCUCAAGAUAUCUUUGAUGAGAAUGGUGUGCGUCAAGUGGCAGGCUGUCUGCCCAUUGACCCCAUUCACAAGCGAUUCUUGCUGGUGUCCUCCUCAAGCAAUCCUGGUGCAUGGGUGAUUCCUAAAGGUGGUUGGGAAAAGGACGAGACACAAAAGCAAGCAGCCAUGAGAGAGACAUGGGAGGAAGCAGGUGUAAAAGGCGUCAUUACAAGACAUAUCGGUGUGUUUGCCGAGAAAUCAAAGACGGGUGUGAAAGCGCACCACUGGAUCUAUGAAAUGGAGAUCAAGGAAGUGACCAAGAAGUUCCCAGAGCAAAAGAAGAGAGAACGUCGUUGGUUUACCUAUGACGAAGCUGUGCUUGUAGUGAAGGCAAACUACAUCCACGAUGCACUCAGCAUGUCCAGCCUCAGUCCUCUUGUGCAUCCAAAUCCAGAAUCCCUGCAAACAGACAAAAAGAAGGAGAAAAAGGAAAAGAAAAAGAAGAACAAGGAAGCGGCCAUGGGAGAACAGGUAGACGACGAUGAGAGCGAUGAGGGCAAGAAAAAGGAGAAGAAGGACAAGAAAAAGAAGAAAAAGAAGAACAAGUCUGACGGAGAGGAGGAUUCAGCAGAAGAGGACCCAUUAGUCGAUGAAAAUGGCGUGCCACUGACGGAGGAGCAAAAGGACGCUUUGAAGAAGGAAAAGAAAAAGAACAAGAAGAAGAACAAAAAGAAGGGCGAAAUCACGGAAUUACCAGACGAUGAGUUACCACCUCCACCUUCGUAUGUGAAUGCUACACCUCUGGGUAAAAUGGACAUUACACCACCUGCAAAGAACAGCACACCAGUGGAAGAAGUGUAUAGACCGUUAAACCCCAAUCCCAAUAACGCACACAUGCUAGUGCCUCCGUCUCAACUAUAUCAGCAGCGUCAGGCCAUGCCAUCUCCCUCACAACGUCCGCCUCCACAAGAGCAACACUAUGUACCACAUCAACAGCACCAACCCUACCCUCAACAACCACAGCAACAGCAACAACAUCACCAGCCGUAUCCAAGCGCUGUGAGACCACAACAACAUCAAUUCCCUCCACAUGGCCAAGCAUAUCCUCCUCAUGGACAACCACAACAGCAAUAUCGUCCCACUAAUCAGCCCUUUCCUCCUCACCCUGCUCAAGGUCAUCGUAGCCCUGCACCUCGCCCUCAACAAUAUCCCAUUGCUGCUCAACAUCAACAGCAACUGCCUCGUCCUCAACAUCCACCAUUGCAUCCAGAUUAUCAACGUGCGCCCUCUGGAAAUAUGAAUAAACCAUAG